GCAAGUCAGUCGGUUUUUGGAUGAGCUCUAGUGCACAACGUUGCGCAGCAAAGUAACAACAAGUAUUCAGCAAGUGAUCGUUUAAAAGAAACGUUAUAUAUAAAAGAAAUCAAGCGAAAUGUCGGGUAAAUUAAUAAUGAAACGAAAAUUGGAUAAAACACAUCAAUCGUCACUUAAUAAUAAAGUGGAUGUAGAAGAUACACCAUCAUCAACAUCACCCUCAUCAUCAGAUUCGCCAUUAGAGAAGCGUAAUAAAAAUGAAGAAACUUCUGACAGACAACCGGAAAAUAAGCGUAUACGCUGUGAUACUCCACCCCCAGAACCAGAGGAUUUGGAUUUACCACCCCUACCACAGGUCACCGAACAAAAUCGCCAUUUACUCGAGGCCAUACAAUUGAAAAUGUUGGAAUUACAAAACGAAUUGGAUGCAUUCGAACAUGAUGUUGAAGCUCAGGAAGAAGACUACUAUUAUCUUAACGAUUCCCAACAUCAUCAGAACAAUCAAAUGUCCGAACAAGAAGCCGAGGCUUUAGGUUUCGCCAUGUGUGCCCAAGAGACCAUGUUGUUUUUGCAAAGAGAAGGCGUACCCUCGGAUAGUAUACUGUAUACACGAUUACGUGAUGCUUUAGUAGGACCUUCUCAACUUGAUUCAUCUUUGAGGAAAUAAGAAAAAGUAAAAACUAUAUUUCAUUGCCCAGUGUUUGUUUUUAAACGUCUAGUCAUUGUUUAAAAAUGUUUCUGUGAAACAUAAAACAAAAUUAAUUUUAGUUUUUAAAGAAAAAUCUAGUCAUGUUUUUCAUUAAGUUAAACUUAAGAAUGAAAUCA
Molecule: messenger RNA, 825 nt
Organism: Calliphora vicina (urban bluebottle blowfly)
Lineage: Eukaryota; Metazoa; Arthropoda; Insecta; Diptera; Calliphoridae
Gene: insb
Product: insensible
Exons: 1
Coding region: 119-667 (182 amino acids)
Source: RefSeq, a predicted model, not a curated record